AUGUCCAUCUUCCAGGCAUUCUCUGCAUUGAUGCUGAGUUUUUCCCUCAACUUCACCCUGCCGGCUAACAUGACUGCCUCCCCAGUUGUUACAGGUGGGAAAGAAGCAGACUGCAAGUCUUCUGUUGGGUUGGCAGCAGGCAUUCCAUCCCUGGCGGCCACAGCCCUGCUGGUGGCUUUAUUAUUGACCUUGAUUCAAAGAAGAAGAAGAAGCAAUGACUCCAUCGAGGAACAUGAGAGACCGUGUGAAAUUUCAGACAUCUUUGACAACCCCAAGAUAUCUGAGAAUCCUCGGCGGUCACCCACACAUGAUGAUGUAAUGGGGACAGAAGAAGGCCACAUAUAUGUGAAGACUGUAGCAAGAAGCGAGGGGGCCAUGGACGACACUUAUCGUCGCCCUCCUGUAGAAAUGGAGAGAAGACGGGGAUUGUGGUGGCUUAUACCCAGAAUGAGCCUAGAAUGAUGCUGCCCAGUUAAGAAGUGAGCCUGGAGCUGGAAAAGAACUGAAAAUCCAGGAAUUUGUACUUGGAGUGAGGAGGGUUGCCAAGCUGCUUCUUAACCAAUAGAAAUUUCAUUCACGGAUCUGGAAAAUUUUUAUAUUGGUUUAGUCUCUUUAGGAGAUAGAUUUGAUAAAGUUCCAUCCAACACUUAGAUUUUUGGUUAAAUAAGCAGUGAAGUACCAGGUGAAGUUGCCAGGCAUCCAGAAGUAGCCCUUGGGUCUCAUUCCUAACCCCAGCGGGAAUUUUCUUUUCUCUGUAACUUUGGGAAAAGGACUUGUUUCUGAGUGUCUUACCUUCUCAUCUUAUUUCACAUCCCUUUUCUCAAAAAAAGCCAGCAGACCUGGCUUCCAUGGGAGUAUUGGCUGAGGCCUCCCUGAUGUGGUGGGAUAUGUGGAGGGAAGAAGUUCCUAUUUUUAAAUAUCUUAGGAUAGAAAUCAUGUGGGGCCACAGGUACCCUGACCACAGGGACAGCAAUAUGGCUGGAUCAUGUCACACAGAGGUGGAAGCUCUCAAGUCAGACCUGCCAUUGAGCAGCUUUAUGACUCUGGAGAAUUAAUUUAACCUCCCCAAGCUGUCUCAUGUUAUUGGAAAGAUAAAAUAAGAAAUAAAAGGAUAUCAUCUGCCACUUAGUAGGCACUCAAAGUGUUAGCUCUUUCUCCCCUCUUCCUUUCCCUUCCUCUUCCCAUAUUAUUUGUCUGAUUGAG
Molecule: messenger RNA, 1203 nt
Organism: Loxodonta africana (African savanna elephant)
Lineage: Eukaryota; Metazoa; Chordata; Mammalia; Proboscidea; Elephantidae
Gene: OPALIN
Product: oligodendrocytic myelin paranodal and inner loop protein
Exons: 6
Coding region: 1-462 (153 amino acids)
Cellular component (GO): cell-cell contact zone; plasma membrane
Source: RefSeq, a predicted model, not a curated record